UCGCAGCAUGGCAGCCCCCGUGGUCCGGCUGUGGCUCGGCCUUCAGCCGGGGGUUAGGACUCUGAGUACCCUCUCCACCGCCGUGUCCCCGGCCACUCACGCUCGGAGACCUGGCCUGCGGACAAUAGAAAGAACAUCCAAAAGUGAAAGGCAGCUGAGAAGAAAGGCACUGCCUCCUAGGACAGAGAAAAUGGCUGUUGACCAGGACUGGCCUAGUGUUUACCCUGUUGCAGCACCAUUUAAACCCUCCACAGUACCUCUACCUAUUCGAAUGGGUUAUCCAGUAAACAAAGGAGUGCCUAUGGCAAAGGAGGGAAAUCUGGAACUUUUAAAGAUUCCCAAUUUUCUGCAUUUGACUCCUGUAGCAAUUAAAAAACACUGUGAAGCUCUUAAAGAUUUCUGUACUGAAUGGCCAGCUGCACUAGACAGUGAUGAGAAAUGUGAGAAGCAUUUUCCGAUUGAAAUUGACACAGCUGAUUAUGUUUCAUCAGGACCAUUGAUUCGAAACCCUAAAGCUCGAGUAGUAACCUUAAGGGUGAAACUUUCCAGUUUGAAUUUAGAUGAUCAUGCAAAGAAGAAACUUAUUAAACUUGUAGGAGAACGAUACUGCAAGACCACAGAUGUACUUACCAUCAAAACAGAUAGGUGCCCUUUAAAAAGACAGAAUUAUGAUUAUGCAAUGUAUCUACUAACAGUUUUAUACCAUGAAUCUUGGAAAACUGAAGAAUGGGAAAAAAAUAAGACUGAAGCAGACAUGGAAGAAUAUAUAUGGAAAAAUAGUGCCUCAGAAAAAAAUAUCCUGGAAACACUUCUUCAAAUUAAAGCUGCUGAGAACACAGAAGUAAAUAAAGAAGAACUUCUUGGUACUAAAGAAGUUGAAGAUUACCAAAAAUCUGUUGUUACUCUUAAGAAUGAGGGGGAAAAUGAAAUUAGCCUUUCUCAGUACAAAGAAUCAGUGAAAAGAAUAUUAAAUUUGGCAUGAAUUACAACAUAGAAAACCCUUAUGAUAUAUGUAAUCAAUAUCUAAUUUGAUAUAAAAGUGAAAAUGUUUAAAAACCAUUGUUUUACAUCAGAGUUAAAAUUGUUCCUUUCAUUCUAA
Messenger RNA from Marmota monax (woodchuck), 1099 nucleotides. RefSeq names its product small ribosomal subunit protein mS35-like. Lineage: Eukaryota; Metazoa; Chordata; Mammalia; Rodentia; Sciuridae. Gene Ontology annotation, biological process: mitochondrial translation. The record is from RefSeq and is a predicted model, not a curated record. The transcript has a single exon. Gene Ontology annotation, molecular function: structural constituent of ribosome. Gene Ontology annotation, cellular component: mitochondrial small ribosomal subunit. Bases 8 to 982 code for a protein of 324 amino acids.